GACACAGCUCAAAACACACGAAAUAUCGCGGACGCCAUAAAUUAGAAGUCGGAGUUAUUUCAUUUGGCGGGAAAAUUUUCCAUUAAUCCCUGGGAAAAAAAAAAAAAACUUCAGGGCAAGCAAAAUCACAACACACAGACACGGUUCUCUUUCUCUCUCUACAAUAGAAUUUUCAAAAUUUCUUACUACAUUUUCAAACACAAAUCCUAGCUAGGUAUGGACGAGCACCCGGAAACUUCCCGAAACCGCUCUAAGAGGAAGAGGUCCAAGACCGAGACCGAGGAGAGAACGAGCGAUGCGAAUGAAGAGGUGGAGGAGCGCGGGGAUGAUUUCGAAGAGGUUCGCCCGAAAUCUAAGCCUAACCGUGCUGCUAAGGAUGCCACUUCCCCAGCCGUGCUCAAUCCCGAUCAAAGCUUGAUCGAUGUUAUGAAAGGCAACGAGAUACAAAUUCCUCAGGCGGUGAAGCUUGUUGUUGAGCGAUACGAGAAGGAUCCAAAACAAGCAAUGGUUGAACUCUUGACCACGCUGUUUGAGGCAUGUGGAGCCAAAUAUCGUAUCAAGAAAGAUUUGCUGGAUGAGACUGAUGUUGACGAUGUUGUAGUUGCUCUUGUUAAUCUUGCUAGAAGUGGUGAGGUUCAAGAUUAUCAGGGUUCAAAACGGAAGGACUUCAAAAACUUUAAAGACAACCUCCUCUCAUUCUGAGAUAGUUUGAUCACUGAAUGCCAAGAUGGGCCACUUUUUGAUAAGAUGUUGUUUGACAAAUUUAUGGACUAUAUAAUAGCAUUAUCAUGCACUCCACCAAGAAUUUACCGUCAAGUUGCAUCCUUGAUGGGGCUUCAACUUGUCACUUCAUUCAUAACGGUAGCUAAAGCGCUUGGUGCACAACGAGAAACUACUCAGAGACAGUUAAAUGCUGAAAAUAAAAAACGAACAGAAGGACCUCGUUUGGAGUCCCUUAAUAAAAGGUUAUCAGAAACUCAUGAUAAGAUGCUUGUACUAGAGGAAAUGAUGCGCAAAAUAUUUUCUGGGUUAUUCGUGCAUCGGUAUCGUGAUAUUGAUCCUAAUAUUCGAACAUCAUGCAUUGAGUCUCUUGGUGUAUGGGUUUUGUCAUAUCCAUCACUUUUCUUGCAGGAUUUAUACUUAAAGUACCUUGGAUGGACACUUAAUGAUAAAGAUUGGAAGCGUAUUAUUUCUAUGCUCCUGGAUGAGAAUCCACUAAUUGAGCUUGCUGAUGAUGAUGCAACAAAUUUGGUUAGACUUCUUUCUGCAUCUGUUAGAAAGGCUGUAGGAGAGAGGAUUGUUCCAGCUUCGGAUACUCGAAAGCAAUAUUACAAUAAAGCUCAGAAAGAAAUAUUUGAAAAUAAUAGACGAGACAUAACAAUUGCAAUGAUGAAGAACUACCCAUUACUUCUCCGCAAAUUUAUGGCUGACAAAGCAAAAGUUCCAUCAUUGGUUGAGAUCAUUGUUCAUAUGAACCUGGGGCUUUAUCCCUUAAAGAGGCAGGAGAAUAAUUUCAAAAAUGUCCUUCAGCUCAUGAAACAGGCUUUUUUCAAACAUGGUGUCAAGGGCGCUAUUAAGUUCUGUUCCACUGAGAGUCAAGGCGAGCUGAAAGAUUAUGCUUUAAAUAAAUUGAAGAAUCUUGAAGAUGAACUUAAUGAUAAGCUUAAGUCUGCAAUGAAAGAAGCAGCAGAUGGUGAUGAAUAUUCUCUGCUUGUGAAUUUGAAAGGGUUAUAUGAGCUUCAGUUGUCAUGGUCUGUACCUAUUGAGAGCUUAUACGAGGAUAUUGUUAAGGUUCUCCACAGUUUUAGAAAUGUGGAUGAUGAGGUUGUCAGUUUUCUUCUUCUCAAUAUGUAUUUGCACGUAGCCUGGACACUGCAGUCUAUUGUAAAUAGUGAAACUGUCUCUGAAGCAUCCUUAACCUCUCUACUGUCAAAACGCAAUUCCUUGUUUGAGGAACUUGAGUAUUUUCUUGGUACCACUUCUGAAGACAAGGAAGGGAGCAAAUGUGGAAAUCAGCUAGCUUGUAGAGUUUGUAUUAUACUUGCAGAAGCAUGGUGUUUGUUUAGAAAGGCAAAUUUUUCUUCAACAAAGCUCGAACAUCUAGGAUAUUGUCCAGAUACAUCUUUUCUACAAAGGUUCUGGAAACUUUGUGAAUAACAGUUAAAUAUUUCAGAUGAGACAGAAGAUGAAGACACAAAGAAAGAGUAUAUUGAGGAGACAAACAGAGAUGCAGUUAUGAUCGCUUCAGCAAAGUUGGUAGUUAGCAACGCAGUUCCCAAGGAAUAUCUUACUCCAGAGAUCAUUUCUCACUUUGGGAUGCAUGGAACAAGUGUUGCAGAGAUAGUCAAGCAUCUAAUCACUGUCAUAAAGAAAAAUGAUGAUUUUCCAAACAUUUUCAUAGAAGCAUUGAAAAGGGCUUAUGAUCGGCAUCUAGUGGAUCUUUCCAAAAGUGAUGACAAAUCUUUCACUAGCAAAUCUUUUCUAGAGUGCAAGGAUCUUGCUACUAGACUUUCUGGGACAUUCAUUGGUGCUGCUCGGAACAAGCAUAAAUCUGAUAUUCUAAAAAUUGUUAGGGAUGGUAUUGAAUAUGCUUUCUUAGAUGCUCCAAAACAGCUCUCUUUUCUGGAAGGUGCCGUGGUUCACUUUGUGCCCAAGCUUCCCGUGAAUGACAUCCUGGAAAUUCUAAAGGAUGUCCAAAGCCGGACAGAGAAUGUAAACACCGAUGAAGAUCCCAGUGGCUGGCGCCCUUACCACACGUUUGUUGACAGUUUACGAGAGAAGUAUGUGAAGAAUGAAGGUUUGCCAGAUGACAAAGAGAGGAGAUGCAGUGGUCGUCCAAGGAAGCGGCGUAAUAUAGAGGGAAAGAGAUUGUUUGAUGAGGAAAGUUCAAGUGAAGAAGAGGAUUCAAUUAGUGGAUCAGAUCGAGAAGAUGCUCCUGAUGAAAAAGAGAAGCAGGACGAGGAGGAAGAGGAAGAGGCUCCUUUGAUACAUUCGAUUAGGUCAUCAUCCAAGUUGAGGUCAUUGAAACUUUCAAGAGAUGAAAACAAAGGCCAGAGGAAAGGAGUUUCGGCUUCUAGAACAUCAGGGCCAUCAAGCUAGUAACUGCCCGUGUGUUUUCUUAUAUGCAUUCAUGCCACUGCUGACAAAGUUAUAGUUACAUCUCAGAGCAGGUCUGUUUUCCUUGAUGCUUCCACAAUAGGUUGCCUGUGUACUGUGUUCUUUUUCCUCAUCUCUCUCACCAGCUAAGCUUGUCAUAGGAGGGCCUGCUUGGGUAAUUAGGAUGAGCAGGAAAAAUGGAAUGGAAAUAUAAAUAAAGUGUGCCUUUUUAUUUAUUUA
Populus euphratica (Euphrates poplar) is the source of this 3336-nucleotide messenger RNA. Its product is annotated as sister-chromatid cohesion protein 3-like. Gene Ontology annotation, molecular function: chromatin binding. Gene Ontology annotation, cellular component: cohesin complex; chromatin; nucleus. Gene Ontology annotation, biological process: sister chromatid cohesion. NCBI's taxonomy places the organism in Eukaryota, Viridiplantae, Streptophyta, Magnoliopsida, Malpighiales, Salicaceae. The record is from RefSeq and is a predicted model, not a curated record.